AUGGCGUCGUCUAUUCCUGCCACCCAGAAGGCCGUCAUCAUCGAGAAGACGGGAGGCCUCGAGGUCCUUCAGCACAAGACUGAUGUCCCCGUUCCCGCGGUCGUCGACGGCCAGAUUCUCGUCAAGAACGAUUACACCGGCGUCAACUUUAUCGACACAUACUUCCGCACGGGCUUAUACCCGGCAUCACACUUGCCGUACAUCCUUGGACGCGAAGCAGAAGGCACCGUGGUGAAGACUGGCGGCGGCAACCUGUACGGAUUGAAGGAGGGCGAUAGGGUUCUCUGGAUAAGCGAGGGCGCGUACGCGGAGUACACCGCGGUCGACGCAUCCAACGCGAUCAAGAUUCCCGAGGGCGUGGCGCCCAAGAUCGCCGCCGCCUCAGCGAUCCAGGGCCUCACGGCGCUUACCCUCGUGCGCGAGGCCCACCGCGUCGAGAAGGGCGACUGGGUCCUCGUGCACGCGGCCGCCGGUGGCACAGGCCUCUGGCUCGUCCAGCUGCUCAACGCCAUCGGCGCCAACACUAUCGGCACCGUGUCGACCCCGGAGAAGGCCGAGCUCGCCCUCAAGGCCGGCGCCACCCACAUCGUCAACUAUAGCCACGAGGACGUUAAGCAGAAGGUCCUCGAGCUGACCGGAGGGAAGGGCGUUAUUGCUGUCUUCGACGGCGUCGGCAAGUCUACCUUCGACGUGAGCCUCGAGGUCGUCGCCCGCAAAGGUACCCUCGUCUCCUUCGGCAACGCGUCCGGCCCCGUCCCGCCCUUCAGCAUCGCCCGCCUGAGCGCCAAGAACGUGCGCCUGCUGCGCCCCAGCCUGUUAAGCUAUAUCGCUACUCGGGAUGAGUUUGAGUACUACGUCAAUGAGCUAUUCGGCUUCAUCACGGGUGGAAAGAUCGACGUGCGCAUCCACGGAGUGUACCCGCUUAGCGAGGUCGCGCGCGCUCAUGCCGAUCUCGAGGGUCGCAAGACUACGGGUAAGCUGUUAUUAGAUCCCUCAAAAUAA
This is a messenger RNA of Daldinia caldariorum, 1002 nucleotides long. RefSeq names its product NAD(P)-binding protein. Gene Ontology annotation, molecular function: quinone reductase (NADPH) activity. Bases 1 to 1002 code for a protein of 333 amino acids. The record is from RefSeq and is a predicted model, not a curated record. Gene Ontology annotation, biological process: cellular response to oxidative stress. Gene Ontology annotation, cellular component: cytoplasm. NCBI's taxonomy places the organism in Eukaryota, Fungi, Ascomycota, Sordariomycetes, Xylariales, Hypoxylaceae. The transcript has 3 exons.